This is a messenger RNA of Gossypium arboreum, 1170 nucleotides long. RefSeq lists its product as uncharacterized. NCBI's taxonomy places the organism in Eukaryota, Viridiplantae, Streptophyta, Magnoliopsida, Malvales, Malvaceae. The record is from RefSeq and is a predicted model, not a curated record. Bases 1 to 1170 code for a protein of 389 amino acids. The transcript has 4 exons.
AUGAGUGCUAGAAGAGGUGCGAGAGGUCGUGGCCGAGGUUGCGGAAGUGUUAGGGCUGAGUCAUCAGCGUCAGGCCAUAUGCCCAAUGUUGGAGUAGAAGAGGCUCCGGCCUCACUCGUGGUUGAGAAUGGACAGUACAAUCGGGCCACGGGGAAUGAUGCAUUAUCGCAGGGCACCCAACCGGAGCUAGUCACCUGGGAGUUCUUCAAAGCUGCAUUCCAAGGAAAGUAUGCGGGUGCAAGCUAUGUGGAUGCUAGAAGGAAUAAGUUCCUGAACCUGACCCAUGGAAACAAAUCGGUGGUAGAGUAUAAGGCGAAGUUUCUACGCCUUAGUAGGUAUGCAAGAGUAAUGGUUGCAAUGGAGUAUGAGUGUUGCGUGAGGUUUGAGGAUGGACUUAGAGAUAGCCUUAGGAGGCCUAGGUCUAGUGCCAGAGUUAAUGGGCCAGUUAGAGCAGGGCCCCCUGCUACUAAUUCAGGGGUGCCACCUUGUGCUGACUGUGGGAGAAGCCAUAGAGACGAGUGUUGGAAGAGGACGGGAGCCUAUUUUGUUUGUGGGUCUAUGGAACAUAGGAUCAGGGAUUGCCCACAAAUGUUAGGACGAGAGUCGGUAGUGGGCCAAGGUGGUGCUCAGCCGCCACGGGGUGGACAGCUGCCGCUAAGGAGUCAUGGACAGGCCAGAGGCUGUAACGAUAGUGGACGCGAAGCACCAGGCGGAAUUGCAGGCCAUACUAAAGCGAGACAACCAGCUUUGGUUUAUGCUACUCGUCGCCGAGAAGAUGGAGAUGCCCCAGAUGUGAUAACGGGUAUGUUCUUUAUAUAUGAGUUACCUUACUCAGCCUUGAUUGAUAUUGGAUUGACGUAUUCAUAUGUUGUAUGCAAUAAGACUGAGUUUUUGGGUGAUUUGUUUGAAAUUACUGCAAAUGAGAUGACUGUGAUAAGUCUGUUAGGGCAGUCCAUAGGAGUGAAUAAGUUGUUUAGUAAGGUUAAGAGCCCUACUGUUAAGGAGUUAAGAAUAGUUAGGGAAUUUUUGGAUGUCUUUCCCAAGGAGUUGCCUGGGUUGCCACCCAGCAGGGUGGUAGAAUUUCGAAUCGAGUUGUUACCUGGGAUGGCUCCUGUGUCUGUCGCUCCUUACCGGAUGGCACCAAAAGAGUUGGUGGAACUUAAGGCAUAG